GGGGUUUCCUGGUUGCCCGGAGAACGCGAGACAACAAAAGACGCGGCGGCGGCGGCCGUUAUCCGCGGGGCCUGCUCUGCGCUCGCCGCCGGAGGUCGUGGCUUUCUGGAGCCGGAGUCCAGAUCUUACGUAAAAUGGAUGUUUCUCCCAGUAGAUACUGAAUAUUAAGUAGAAAAAUCUAUUUAGUAAAAUCUAAGCUGCCAUGGAAGAAAUACCUGUAAAAGUUGCUGUAAGAAUUAGACCUCUGCUGUGCAAAGAAGUUCUUCAUAACCAUCAAGCUUGUGUGAGAGUUAUCCCAAACACCCAGCAAAUUAUCAUUGGGAGAGAUAGAGUCUUUACCUUUGAUUUUGUUUUUGGCAAAAAUUCCACUCAAGAUGAAGUUUAUAAUACAUGUAUAAAGCCCCUAGUGUUGUCACUCAUUGAGGGCUAUAAUGCAACUGUUUUUGCUUAUGGACAAACUGGAUCUGGAAAGACGUACACCAUUGGAGGAGGCCAUGUUGCUUCAGUUGUGGAGGGUCAAAAGGGUAUCAUUCCUCGAGCAAUCCAAGAAAUAUUUCAAAACAUCUGUGAGAAUCCUAACAUUGACUUUACUAUCAAAGUGUCUUAUAUAGAAGUAUACAAGGAAGACUUAAGGGAUCUUCUAGAAUUGGAGACAUCUGUAAAGGAUCUUCACAUCCGAGAAGAUGAAAAAGGAAACACAGUGAUUGUUGGGGCCAAGGAAUGCCAGGUGGAAAGUGCAGAUGAAGUGAUGAGUCUCCUGGAAAUGGGCAAUGCAGCCAGACACACAGGUACCACCCAGAUGAAUGAGCAUUCCAGUAGAUCACAUGCAAUUUUCACCAUCAGCAUCUGUCAAGUCAUGAAAAAUCUAGAGGAAGCUGAAAAUGGACCCUGGUAUUCCCCUCGGCAAAUUGUCUCAAAAUUUCACUUUGUGGAUUUGGCUGGAUCAGAAAGAGUGACCAAAACAGGGAAUACUGGUGAGCGGUUCAAAGAAUCCAUUCAAAUCAACAGUGGGUUGUUGGCUUUAGGAAAUGUGAUAAGUGCUCUUGGGGAUCCACGUAGAAAGAAUUCGCAUAUUCCAUAUAGGGAUGCUAAAAUUACCCGGCUCCUGAAAGAUUCCCUGGGAGGCAGUGCCAAGACUGUUAUGAUCACCUGUGUCAGCCCCUCCUCCUCAGAUUUUGAUGAAUCCUUGAAUUCUCUCAAAUAUGCCAACAGAGCACGCAACAUUAGGAACAAACCGACCUUAAACUUUAGCCCGGAGACAGAUCGCAUAGAUGAAAUGGAAUUUGAGAUUAAGUUGCUUCGAGAAGCUUUGCAGAGCCAGCAGGCUAGCAGUGUCCUUCAGACCAGCCAGACACGAGAGGGAACUCCUGACAAAAGCAGGAUCCAUUCUCUGGAGGAGCAAGUCGCUCACCUACAAGGAGAAUGUUUGGGUUACCAGACUUGUAUAGAAGAAGCCUUCACUUUCCUGGUGGACUUAAAAGAUGCUGUCAGACUAAACCAAAGACAGCAGCACAAACUACAGGAGUGGUUUAACAUGACACAGAAGGUCAGGAAGGUGGUGCUCAACUCACUCAGAGAGAAAAGAGGCCCCGGUCACCUGGAAGAAGGGCCACAGCAUGCUACGGUUCUUCAGCUGAAGAAAGAACUGAAGAAAUGCCAGUGUGCUCUUGAUGCUGAUGAAAUACUGUUUACUCAGAAGGAACAAGAGGUGAAAGAGCUCAAGGAUCAAAUGCAAGUAAUGACACAGGAAAACAAAGGACACAUUCUGUCUUUGAAAGAAGCACAAAAUGUGAAUAGACUGCAGACUGAAAAAAUAAUAGAACAGCAACUUCUUGUGGAUCAGCUGAGUGAAGAACUAACAAAACUUAAUCUGUCAAUGAGUUCAGUCAAGGAAAUUUGUGGAGAUGGGCCAGAUGCCAGAAUAUCCGAAAGGAGACCACAUACCGUCCCAUUUGAUACUCGUUUGGGGCAUUAUGUUUAUGUCCCAGGAUCAGAUUCCAGGAAGGUCUACAAAAGUCCUUCUGUGUACUCCCUGGAUCAAGUGGUUGCCGGAUUCCGAUCACGAAGUCAAAUGCUGCUGGGUCACCUAGAGGAGCAAGAUGAAGUCCUCCACUGCCAGUUUUCUGACAAUAGUGAUGAUGACGAGUCAGAAGGACAAGAGAAAUCUGAGAUAAGGCCUACAAGUCGCUCAUGGGAUCAAAAACCAGGCUCUGUUUGUUCUCUUGUUGAACUGAACAAUAUUCAGGAUGAAACACAAAAGUCAAGUUUGGGGAAUGAAGACUUAAAGAUCGACUGUCUGCGGGAGAGUCAAGAGUUAAAUAUGCAAAAGUUAAGGAACUCAGAACUGAUGCUUACUGAAGCUAAACAAAAAAUGAGAGAACUUACAAUUGACAUCAAGAUGAAAGAGGAUCUGAUUAAAGAAUUAAUAAAAACAGGUAAUGAUGUGACGUCUGUAAGCAAACAAUAUUCUCUGAAAGUAACAAAACUUGAGCAUGAAGCAGAACAGGCGAAAGUGGAAUUGUCUGAAACACAAAAGCAGUUACAAGAACUGGAAAGUAAAGAUCUUGCUGAUGUUGCUUUGAAGGUAAAAUUGCAGAAGGAGUUCCGUAGAAAAAUGGAUGCCGCAAAGCUUCGAGUCCAGGUCUUACAGAAGAAGCAACAAAGUAGUAAGAAAUUGGCAUCACUGUCAAUUCAAAAUGAAAAACGUGCCAAUGAAUUGGAACAAAAUAUAGAUCACAUGAAAUAUCAAAAGGUACAGCUACAAAAAAGACUCCAAGAAGAAAGUGAAAAGAAGCAGCAACUGGAUGCAGAAAUUAAACGGGAUCAACAAAAAAUCAAAGAACUGAAGUUAAAAGCAGAACAGGACACUCUCAAACAUAAAGAUGAGAACUUUGAUGUACUUAAGAUGAAAAGGAGAAAAGAUGCAUUUGGAAAUACGGACCAACUCCAGAAAUUGGACGAACAAAAAAAAUGGUUAGAUGAAGAAGUGGAGAAAGUUCUGAAUCAACGCCAAGAAUUGGAGGAGCUGAAAGAAGAUUUAAAGAAGCGGGAGGCCAUAGUUUCUAAGAAGGAAGCCUUGUUACAGGAGAAGAGUCACCUGGAAAAUAAGAAGCUGAGAUCUAGUCAGGCGUUAAACAUAGAUAGUUUAAAAAUAUCAACUCGCUUGAGCUUGUUGGACCAAGAGUUAUCUGAAAAGAAUGUACAGCUUCAGAGCAGCAAUGCUGAGGAGAAAAAAAAGAUUGCAGAAGAAGUUCAAGCCCUCCAGAAAGAAAGGGAUCUACUGCAAAAACGAAGAGACAGUGUGGAUGACAAACUUAAAAAUGGUAGCGUGUUAUCACCUGAAGAAGAACAUGUCCUUUUCCAACUUGAAGAAGGGAUUGAAGCUUUGGAAGCUGCAAUUGAAUACAAGAAUGAAAGUAUCCAGAGUCGCCAGAACUCACUCCGUGCUUCAUUUUCCAACCUCUCUCAGAGUGAAGCAAAUGUCUUAGAAAAACUGAUUUGCCUGAAUCCUGUUGAGAUUAGAGCUAUUCUUUUCCGGUAUUUCAAUAAGGUUGUUAAUUUGCGAGAAAGUGAACGAAAACUGCAGUUGCAGAAUGAAGAGAUUAAAAUGAAGGUUCUAGAAAAGGAUAAUAUUGUUCGUGAGUUGGAAUCUGCACUGGAACAUCUGAAAGUGCAGUGUGACCGGAGACUGACUCUCCAGCAGAAGGAACAUGAGCAAAAGAUGCAGCUACUGUUACAUCAUUUCAAAGAACAAGAUGGGGAAGGCGUUAUGGAAACUUUACAGACGUAUGAAGAUAAAAUUCAGCAGUUGGAAAAAGAUCUUUAUUUCUAUAAGAAAACCAGCAGAGAUCUUAAGAAGAAAGUUAAAGAACUGGUAGGGGAAGCAAUUCGGAGGCAAAUGUUACCAUCUGAAUAUCAUGAUGCUGCAGAUGGAGUCCUGAAUGCAGAAGAAUCAGGCGUGAAUUCAGAAGAAUUAAAAUGGGCAUCUAGAACUGAAAGUAUACGAUUAAGUGGAAAGGAAAAAGAAUUAGAUAGUUCAACGAACCUGUUAAUACCACCUCAGCAGCUCUGUGAAGAUGGAACAGAAUCACUUUCCUUUUAUCGCUCUUUAGCACCUACUCCCGGGCAUUUAUUAAACAUUGAGGAUAAAACAGAAAGAAAUGACAAUCAGUUUACAAAAUCUCAUGUUCCACCAUCAGCUCAAAUUCAGCCAGUGGGAAAUACGGGACAGCUUCAUGGUGUCACACCUGUAAAGUUGUGUCGCAAAGAGUUACGUCAGAUUUCUGCCCUGGAACUAUCAUUACGGCGGUCGGGUGUUGGAAUUGGAUCUAUCACUGCUGAUUCCAUUGAAGUAGACAGGAAACUGCGUGACUUGAAAACGUAAUAAUAGAACUUUAAAUUCAAUAGCUAUGGGGCUAAUACUAUAGC
Sorex fumeus (smoky shrew) is the source of this 4428-nucleotide messenger RNA. It is a transcript of the gene KIF27, whose product is annotated as kinesin family member 27. Gene Ontology annotation, molecular function: microtubule motor activity; ATP binding; microtubule binding. The transcript is spliced from 18 exons. Lineage: Eukaryota; Metazoa; Chordata; Mammalia; Eulipotyphla; Soricidae. The record is from RefSeq and is a predicted model, not a curated record. The coding region runs from base 203 to 4384 and encodes 1393 amino acids. Gene Ontology annotation, biological process: microtubule-based movement; mitotic spindle organization.